CCGUGGGCACGUCCCGGCGCGCGCGCGGCGGCGCUGACGCGGGACGCAGCGGCGGCGCGUGUGACGCAGUUGCCCAUGGUAACCCCGGAGCCGCGCCGAGGAUGGGUUUACUGUCAAUCCUGCGUAAACUGAAAAGCACCCCAGACCAGGAGGUGAGAAUCCUCCUUUUGGGACUGGAUAAUGCAGGCAAGACCACACUCCUGAAACAGCUGGCAUCUGAGGACAUCAGCCACAUCACACCAACACAGGGCUUUAACAUCAAAAGUGUACAGUCUCAAGGCUUCAAGCUGAAUGUAUGGGACAUAGGCGGACAGAGGAAGAUCAGGCCGUACUGGAGGAACUAUUUUGAAAACACUGAUAUCCUUAUCUAUGUCAUUGACAGUGCAGAUAGGAAGAGGUUUGAAGAAACAGGUCAGGAGCUGGCUGAGCUUUUGGAUGAAGAAAAGCUUAGUGGAGUCCCCGUGCUCAUAUUUGCUAACAAGCAGGAUUUGCUGACGGCUGCCCCUGCCUCGGAGAUUGCUGAGGGACUGAACCUACACACAAUUCGGGACAGAGUGUGGCAGAUCCAGUCUUGUUCAGCGCUUUCGGGAGAGGGAGUACAGGACGGCAUGAAUUGGGUGUGCAAAAAUGUCAAUGCUAAGAAGAAAUAAAGCGUUCUGAGCUGCAUGAAAAUGGAGGAGCGGUGGGAGCAGAAUUCUAGCCUGAAAACACUAAUUUGCUGCUUUCUGACCAAAUGUUUUUCCAUCUGUGCACAGCUACAGCUGUUAAAAGAAAACAAAAAAAAAAAAAAAGAGAGAGAAAAAGGGAACAACAUCGGUUAAAACCUGCUGCUGGAUUUGGAACUUGACCUGCUCUUUAGUAUAAUUUUUUUAUCCCAAUAAAGGAAUUAUGUAUUUGCUUCCUAUGCAUAAAUAGUAUUAAAAGUCUGAUUAGCAAGCAAGUUUGUAAGCAGAAGCAAGACUGAUUCAGUGUGGAGCAGAGGGAGGGGUGAGUUACUGUAGCUGCUUAGAUACAUAGGACCUGCCCUAUAUGUGCGGGUUUGUGGUUGCUGAGGACACGCUCAGGUGUCACUCACAGCUUCCCCUCAGUGACAGAUAAAAUGCGGUUGUGUUACCAAUUGUGGGUAGUUUCUUAAAAUAAAGCUGCUAAAGAGUCAUUUGUGUAAUGAGGGUAGAAGACUUCCACGUAUUCCUAUAGCCAUAAAAGAGGAGUUUGAUCAUAACGAGGCACUGUUGCAUUGCGACACCGCUGUAGAAGGGAGAGAAGGGUUAUAUGUGCAUAAUUGAAGCUCUUUACACUUGGAAUAAUGCAAAAUGAGCGUGCCUAGGGCUUUUCUUGCAGCUGAAGGAGAAUUUAUCCCAGCAUUUCACCUUGAGCCAGCAAAAACGUGGUUCCUUCAUUCAGUAAGUUCCAUAUGCAAGAUUAGUCUUGAUGUUGAACAAUCCCUGUUGAUUUUCCCUUGAUGUUAAGGCAACUCUUGCAGCAAAAUGCAAUUAAGUCCAUGAUUACUUUUUAGAAUGAGAUACCAGGUCCCAGGUUUCCUUUUUGAAAUGUGCAAAAUACAUUUUCCUACCCCCCUUCCUCAGCAGGCCUUGCCUAGCCCUUUGGAGGACUCAGGGGAUUGCCCCAUGGCAGGCUGGGUGACCAGGGCCUGAGGGGGUCCCAGCCCAGUGCCAGCUGCAAAUUGCCCCGGUGGAGGGUGAGAAGCCUGAUGAAUGGCAGAUGGGAAGCACUCUUUAAAAUGAGGAUUCAUUCUUCCCUGAUCUGGCUUUCCUCUAAAAUGAUACAGUUGCUGAAAUAGGAAAGAGAAUGUGUUUUCCACCUCCUCAUCCCCAAUUCAAAUCUAGCCCCAGCUGACAGUGAGCAGGAGUCAUUAGCACGCCAAAGCAGCCAUGUCCUGCAUGAAGUGAGCUUGGUGACUCCUGGGCCAGUUUCUAAUGCACAGAUGGUAAAAUAAUCCCACUGCCCUGCUUGCCAGCUUUGUUUGCUGCCUGCCUGCAAAAGGCCAGAGGAUGACUAGGGACUGUAUUACCCCUUCUACCUCUUGGAGACGGACCGGCGGGCAGGAUGGGGAAAGCUGCCUGUACUACAGCAUGUGGCUUUACCACGCGUCAGCGAGUUGACUCAUGGACCCAGACAGACGGCUGACACCCCUGGAGCGCCCAGCUCUUUGCUCCUCCCUUCCCCUGGACGUCUCCACCUCACGGCAGAAACAUCUGCACUGUGCGUGGAACAGUCCCUGGCCGCCUACGUGUUACAUACAGCCCAGCAGAUUAAAAUCAUCUGGGCCCGAUUCCGGGUCCCCCCCCAAACAUAAGGGUGUACAGUAGCGGUUCAGGGGUUGCUCUAUGUGUACAGUUCAGCUGUCUUUGCUGUGGCUGGGGGCAGAGGGACAGCUGGGACAGCAACUGCUUUAGCAAUCCAACUUUAAUCUGCCUGCGUCUGUGAGUCAGCACCCUCUGACUGCAUCUGUCUCCAGCACCGAGGCAGGACGUGCCUGCCCGAGUAGCAGAGCCUUGCUUUAAAAACCGGACAACUGGGAGGGGGAAAAGAGCAGGCUCAAGUGAGCUGUUAAGCAAUCGCUAAUGACACAAAGUGACACAGCUGCAGCUUUGCAUGGAUUGAGCAAGGAGUCAUAAGAUGAGAUGUUAAUUUAAACAUAGCUUGUUCAGUGUCUCCCCAGCUGCAUUGGCUUAUCUGGAACCCUAGGAAUCUGAGCACCACAUGUUCCUGGGUUAGCCUGAGGAGGAGAAAUGCAUCCCAGCAUCGCCUUUUCCUUGCAAUUAAUGCAUUUACCUGAUGCAAGCUCUGUAAAGACUUGCAGCCCUUUCCUGAAGGCAUGCUUUGUGCUGGCUGAGUGGCAGAGCUUUGUGGCAGAUAAUCCUGAGCUUUGGAUUUGCCUGCACUGCAAGCCAGGUGCAGAGCUAAAUGCUUGGGUACCCCUCCUCUGGCCCAGGCAGGACAGAGCAAAGUCCCCCUGGGUGCUUGGGCAUUGAUCCUUCUCACUUGCUAGGGAGUUGAGUUGGUGCUUCCCCACUCACUACUUUUUUACCAGUGGCAAGCUUACCCUGUGCCACCCCAUCUGUGCCACAGUUUAGUUUUCUGGGUCCAAAAAGCAUCUGAGAAGGUAUUUUGGGGUUUUUUUUAGGCUCACAUUGGUGAAACUUGGAAAUGUGUGUAAAAUAUAAUAAUUUUCGUAUUAAUCCAGUUUGGAAGGAAAAACUGCCUUACUGAACUCAGGAUCCAGAAGGGUUUGCUGGCUCAUUCCUUAUGUUUGCAUGUAGCUACAUGUAUUGGUUAUGUGCAUCUGUACCAGUCAGAGCUUCACCUGUAAUCCAGUAGAUUAAUUUGGUUUAACUGCACCAGGUAGUAAGAGAGGAAGAUUGUGGUAGAGCAAGCAGUGCUGGGAGGAUGGAGGUGGAGGGUUAAAAUGACCAUGACUUAAAUAAACCACCCAGCAGUGAUGGCUCUAAAUCUCCUUUUUUUGGUAAACAUCUCCCUGUGCAUGACCUGGUGAAAAUGUAAAAGGAUUUGAGGUUCUAUUCACUUGCUGCUCCUUGCCUGUAUAUAUUUACCUCUCCCCCCUCAGCAGCACUUGGCUACAUACCACCUGUAAAACGGGCUGGGGCCAGCCAAAACGCCAUGCAGUGAAACCCCUGCCCCCUCCCAGCCCUUCAGCUCCUGUUCGGUUUAUGGUAAUUGUGUACACGAGGCUUUGUCCUUCCAGCUCUUGUCUGCUUUCUCCUCCUUUAAGUGAGAUUCAGGGGAAGCAAACCUCCUCAUUGGUAUGGGUGGAGCUCUACCCCACGUCCAUUGAUUCAGAGGCUUUUAAAGCCAGAAGAGACCGUUAUGUUCCCCUCCCCUGACCUCCCGUGUAACACAGCCCAUUAAACCCACCCGCCGGUGCGGUGACUUGCGCACCUCUGGUAGGAUGACACCCGGCCUUGAUUUAAAGGCUCAGAGUGACAGACAGAUCCACGCCAGGCCUCAAGAAGUUUGUCACAGGGGUUAAUUCUCCUCCCGCAGGGAGUUUGUCUUGCUUCACUUUCACAUCAUUAAAUCUGGUUUUACCUUCGCGAUAAAUGAGAGAUGCCUCUCCUGCUCCUUUGUGUUCUCUGGAGGGGAGGGAUGAUGGAGAAGUGAAAUUCUCCAAGGGCAUGUAAGGAAAUGUGGGUCCCAAACCCCUGCUCCAACCAUGAGCACUGGGCCUGGGUACUCAUGUCCUCCUCUGGCUGCAGCCACGUCCCCCUGCUGCAGCUCUGACAGAGAAUGUCUGUCCUUGCCCUUGGAGAAUGCUUGCCAAAGCCUCAUGCAACCUUCUCCCAAUUUGCCCCUUCCAGUACUGCUUCUUGCACGUUAAUUACUUUUUUUCUCUGUUGAAAAUAGAACUGAUCACCAAACUGUUUUUAUUAAGUGUACUGGGAUGAGACCAGCCCACUCAAACUUGGCCCCAAACUUGCUCUUUCUUCUGUGAAAGCAAAAGGUGGCAGCUGUUGCAUUCCCUGGGCUGGCUGGGUCCACACAAGCUCUUUCUUUUAUGUUCCCUUUUUGAAUUUCACCAAAAAGGGGUAUUUGCAAUAUCUGGUCAUGUUGUUACUCAGUGUAUAAUUUAGAUGUCUUUGUCAAAAAAGAAAAGAAAAGAAAAGAAAAGAAAUAAACUAAAAUUUAGUAGAAAGACAA
Apus apus (common swift) is the source of this 4680-nucleotide messenger RNA. It is a transcript of the gene ARL3, whose product is annotated as ADP ribosylation factor like GTPase 3. The transcript has 6 exons. Lineage: Eukaryota; Metazoa; Chordata; Aves; Apodiformes; Apodidae. Gene Ontology annotation, biological process: cilium assembly. Gene Ontology annotation, molecular function: GTP binding; GTPase activity. Bases 102 to 650 code for a protein of 182 amino acids. Gene Ontology annotation, cellular component: microtubule cytoskeleton; cytoplasm. The record is from RefSeq and is a predicted model, not a curated record.